AUGAGAGGAAAAAUGGCACAUCUUUCCACCAAUGACACUGGCCACAUGGAUGACUCAUGCAAGGCCAACUGCCUCCCCAAUCCCUUAAGAGGGAGGGGUUAUCGGAAAGAGAAUGUGAAGGAGAAAAGGGAUAGGAUCAUCCUUUGUUUUGUAGUAAUCGUGAUGACAUGGCUGCGUCUUUCUGCCAUGAUUCCAUCGUGGUUUUUCAUCUUUCAUGUCAUCCUCCAUGUACUCCUCCAACAAGGAGAUGGGUUGGAAUGCUUCCAAUGCGGACCAGGAAAAAAAGCUUGCCACUUGUCAGGGGUGGAGAUGGAAGUGACCUCGUGCAAUGGAACUCGGUUCUGCGUCAAGGACUACAACAAGAGGAUCUUUGUUGGCACAAAAUGCCCCCGACUGAAUACGGAAGCAUGUCCUGCCACACCCACCAACACAUCAACCAUGCGCCUCGUGGUCGCCCUUCGUCUCCUUCAGCAUGUGUUUGCCUUAGACCUCUUCACUUAG
Darwinula stevensoni is the source of this 501-nucleotide messenger RNA. NCBI's taxonomy places the organism in Eukaryota, Metazoa, Arthropoda, Ostracoda, Podocopida, Darwinulidae. The record is from the annotation of a GenBank genome assembly.